Iphiclides podalirius (scarce swallowtail) is the source of this 309-nucleotide messenger RNA. The record is from the annotation of a GenBank genome assembly. Lineage: Eukaryota; Metazoa; Arthropoda; Insecta; Lepidoptera; Papilionidae.
AUGGGUUUUGGCGAUUCAAAACUGAAACCGAAAAGAUUACGAACCGCCAAUCAAAUCUGGGACACUAAUGGCACAUACACAACGAACGGGAACAGCGCACGCGUCACAACCGAUCGGACAAUCGUAAGCAACUUACCAGAGCGGUGGAUAACUAGACUCUGUUAUAACGUAGCAACAUCCUCCACGGAUGCCCUCAGAUCCGCGAGCGAAACGCAGAGAAAUCGCGCGUCCGCAAACCGACACCUCUCCGACACGCUGUGCCGCGGCACUGAGCAGGAAUGGGCGACGCUAGCGGAGCGAUAUCAGUAC